GACUUCAUUUUUUCUUACCAAUUCAAAAAAAAAUUCCCAAUUUUUGACAAACUGAACAGUGAGGAAUUUUCCCUUUUUGCGUAAGCUCACUGUGAUCUAUCUUCAGUCCCACACAAAGCAGAGAGCAAUCAAACCACUACAAGUAUUUUUUUUUUCACUGUAUAAUAGUAUUACUGUCUUUGCUUUUUGUAGGUAUAUUUGCUUCUUAAUUAUUCUUGUUGCUCCAUAAGCUGUGGGGUUUGUUCAAAUCAUAAUUGUUGCUUCUUCUUUUGGGGCAGCGACUUAAUUGAACAUUUCCCCUUUUCCCCUUUCCUUUAUUCUUCUCACCGGAGUGCAAGAUCAUAAUUUAGUUAGGAAUUGCUUGGUAAAGAUUUCAUUUUUAUUGAAUUUAGGGCUGCCCAUUUGCCUAAUUUGCCCAAAUUUGAUUGAUCUGGUUUGAGCCUUGAAUAUUUUAUGGUGAAUCUUUGAUUUCUUGGGGUUUUGAAUGAGCUGUGUGAUUAUGUUGUGUGGUGAGAUAUGAGAGUUAGGGUUAUUGUGAAAUGGGGUGUGUAUUUGGGAAAGAGAUUUCGUCGUCUGAGCGAGGUAGUGGAGAUGUAGCUGGAAAGGGGAGAGGGAGAGGGGAAGAGAGGGAUUCUGGGAGGAAGGAGAAGGUAGUUGUUGGAUCAGUAGAUAAGGCAGAAGGAGAGGCUGCUAGUGUUGGUGUUGAUGGUGGAAGCCAGGCUCCGAAUGGCCGGGAUAAGGAGGAGAGGAAGGAAGGGAGUGCUCGGCAGCCUAGAGGCGAGAGGAGACGGUCUAGGCCGAAUCCGAGGCUGAGCAAUCCUCCUAAGAAUGUCCAUGGUGAGCAAGUGGCUGCUGGAUGGCCUUCUUGGCUCUCUGCUGUGGCAGGCGAGGCGAUCAAUGGGUGGACGCCUCGUCGUGCUGAUUCGUUUGUAAAGAUUGAUAAGAUUGGGCAAGGUACUUAUAGUAAUGUGUAUAAAGCUAGAGACGCUAUAACGGGGAAAGUUGUGGCCUUAAAAAAGGUUAGAUUUGAUAAUUUGGAGCCCGAGAGUGUGAGGUUCAUGGCUAGGGAGAUUUUGAUCCUGCGUCGUCUGGAUCAUCCCAAUGUGCUGAAACUGCAAGGAUUAGCGACAUCAAGGAUGUCGUGUAGUUUGUACCUUGUUUUCGAUUACAUGGAGCAUGAUCUGGCUGGUCUUGUUUCAAAUCCCGGGAUCAAGUUUACAGAACCUCAGGUCAAGUGCUACAUGAAUCAGCUGUUGUCUGGCCUUGAACACUGUCACAACCGCCACGUCUUGCAUAGAGACAUUAAGGGCUCGAAUCUCCUCAUCAGCGAUGGAGGAGUUCUUAAGAUAGCCGAUUUUGGAUUGGCUUCCACGUUUGAUCCCAAUCACAAGCAGCCCAUGACUAGCCGUGUGGUCACUCUGUGGUAUAGGCCGCCCGAGCUGCUUCUAGGGGCCACCCACUAUGGUGUAGGUAUUGAUUUGUGGAGUGCCGGUUGCAUUUUAGCAGAGCUAUUUGCCGGGAAGCCAAUCAUGACGGGCCGGACAGAGGUGGAACAACUUCACAGGAUCUUCAAGCUAUGCGGUUCUCCACCUGAAGAAUAUUGGAAGAAGUCGAAGCUUCCUCAUGCGACCAUAUUCAAACCACAGAAUUCGUAUAAAAGAUGCAUAAAGGAGACGUUUAAAGAUUUCCCUCAGUCAGCAUUGUCUUUGAUUGAUACUCUACUAGCAAUUGAUCCAAGCGAACGACAAACUGCUACGGCUGCGCUGAAGAGUGAAUUUUUCACAACCAAGCCGUAUGCGUGUGAACCUUCCAGCCUUCCGAAAUAUCCACCUAGUAAGGAGAUGGAUGCCAAGCGUCGUGAUGAAGAAGCUCGAAGGCUAAGAGCUGCUGGUAAAACUCAUGCUGACGGUGCAAAGAAACCUCGGGCACGUGAAAGGGCAAUGCGGGGAGUUCCUGCUCCCGAAGCCAAUGCUGAGCUUCAGUCUAAUAUUGAUAGACGGCGUCUGAUUUCCCACGCCAACGCAAAGAGCAAGAGCGAGAAGUUCCCUCCUCCGCACCAGGACGGAGGGCUUGGCUACCCUCUGGGGGCAUCUCAGCACCUCGAUCCGAACUUUGAUCCUCCCGACAUACCCUUCAGCUCGACUAAUUUCUCGUACCCUAAAGACCCGAUGCAGACUUGGUCCGGCCCGUUGGCGGAUCCUGCUGGCGUCGGAGCCCCAAGAAGGAGGUCGAAACCAUCGAAGGAUAGUCGGAAGGACAAGAACUCGAGCCGGAAUAAGGAGAGCCAAGACUUGUAAUGGAACACACACUCUCUCAUCACAUGCUUGAAAGAAGGUGCAGAUUAUUGUGUUAUAGUGUAUCAUCUUUGGCGGGAAAAUUUUUCCAAACUGUUUUAAGAGGUAACAUAUGUGAAAAUAUAUCUUCUUGUUGAUGUCAUUUCUUUAUUUUGCAACACAGACUACUUUUAUUAUACAUUUCUAAUGUCAAAACUUAAUUCAUUUUUUUUAAGCUUUUGCAACAAUAUUGCAUAUUUCUUGAUGGGGAAAUUAGUUUGUUUUAGUUUAAGGAUUCUUGAUUUUGUGUUACAUGGUGUAGAAAUUUAAUGAAAGUUGGAAAUUAAGUUGGAGACAGCUCAUGGAGGGAUAAUUGUGUAAAAUUCAACCUCCAUCUAUUGAAUUUGUGAAGAGAAAAGAUAGGUGAAAAAAUUAAAAUACUUAUGAGAUGGGAGCAAUAAAAUUGCAAAAACAUAGGAAAAGAGAAAGCCAAUAGAAAAGGAAAAUGUGGAGUUUAUGUUGUUUAAAUAAAUGAUACGUGGACAUGUUCAUGCAACAACAUGCAAUAUGUUCCAAAUUCCACCGUCUCAUACUCACAUAAAUACAAUCAAACACUCCCUAUUUUCAUUUUAUUUGGGUUUCAUAUUUAGGCAAAAAAUUGAAGUUAUGAAGCCACUGAGUGGGCAUGGUGGGCCGGGCCCGGGCCCGGGCCGGAGAUCGAGCCUACUACAUGGUUGUUUCUACAACUUGUGCACUGCUAUCUGUUCCUGCUGCUAUGUAUUCUCUUGUUGCUGGCUGUUGGAAGACUGCUUUGGGGGGCAGCGUAGCUUUCCCUGGCCGGCGUAUGGAUCGCCGGAACCACCACCGCCGCCGCCGACGGUGGUCACCGGGCAUCACCAUCAUGGGAUAAUGGGCUCUGUUAUAGGAGGCCCACCGGGCCCACCAGGCCCAUAUAGUCACCCCGGCCCAUAUGGUUACUCUGACGAACCGCCACCGCCUCCUUAUAGUUAUAGAUGAUUUUAUGCAUUUUUCUUCACUGAAAUAAUGUUUUUCCCUUUUGUUUAUGACUUAAUUAUGUGUAUCUACACCUUUGUUGUCGCAUUUUUAAUUUGAUAUCAAUAAUGUUUGUCUCACAAA
Messenger RNA from Salvia hispanica, 3410 nucleotides. Its product is annotated as putative serine/threonine-protein kinase At1g54610. Gene Ontology annotation, molecular function: ATP binding; RNA polymerase II CTD heptapeptide repeat kinase activity. Gene Ontology annotation, biological process: positive regulation of transcription elongation by RNA polymerase II; protein phosphorylation. Gene Ontology annotation, cellular component: nucleus; cyclin-dependent protein kinase holoenzyme complex. Lineage: Eukaryota; Viridiplantae; Streptophyta; Magnoliopsida; Lamiales; Lamiaceae. The record is from RefSeq and is a predicted model, not a curated record.